CACCAACGCGUCCUUAUUGACGACCUACUCUCAAACGACGUUCAAACACGAUGACGGCGAUCACACCAAAACCUCCGCCACCCUAAAAUGGCGACGGCAGGCACCAAGUUACCUAUAAAGGACCCAAACCCAAACCCAUAUCACCACUUCCAAUUUCCGGUUUCAAAACUCCUCUCAGCUCGCUUGCUCGCACUUGACUACUAUAUUCCCCAAACUUUGCAGCUACAUAGGAGAUAAAUGAUAUCCGGUAGCUGAGAGUUAUUGUGAAACUUUCUCGAUUGGAGGUGUAAAGGUUUUUCAUCUUCUCGCCUGAUUGGAAGUGUUGAAUUGAAUUUUUUGGUUUUUGUUUAUUUGGAAACGUUUCGUUAUGAAGAAUACUUGAGCAUGGCUUCUCUGAUCAAUUUGGUUGGUGUGAAUAAGAUAUCAUCUACAGGAGAUUCCGAUGGUCCUGUAUGCUUAGUUAGUAGGGUUUCUUUUCAGAGAAAUGGACUUAGUUUUAGAAGAUUUUGGAGCAGCAGUGAUUGGCCUUAUUCUUGUGUAUGUAAAUGUAAAUAUUCUGCGACAGCUGAAGGGAAUUCAAUGCCUAAUUCCACAUAUAGACGUAGCAAUAGUGAUAAUUCUAAUGAUAAAUACAGAAGAGGAGCUCCGAAGCCGAUGCUGAAGCCUGUUCCCAAAGUCGAUCCUGGUUUCACAAUGUCUUGGGAUGAAGUUAAACAUAGUAGGAAGUCAGAGAAUGAGAAGUUAAUGGAUGGAGAGGAGAGAAGUAAGGUUAGUGAGUCUUUGGGGGAGGUGUUGGAGAAGGUGGAGAAGAUCAAGACUGGUAAGAAGGCGAGCAUCUUUGUCAACAAACCUCCGGAUGAUGGUAAAACUGCUAAACCUGUUAAUUCGGUAAAGAAUUUCAAGAGUAAGACAAAGACUUUCAAGAGUGUUUGGCGGAAGGGCAAUUCAGUUGCUACUGUACAAAAGGUCGUGCAUGAAAUACCGAAACAGGAGCAUAGAACCGAUGCUCCAGAGGUUGAUGCCUCUGAAUCUGUUUCUCAGUUAAGAUCCCAUCAACCGCCUCAGAAUGUUCGCCUGAAGCUACAAGGAAAACCCCCUGUAGAUGCUAAUGGAGUUGAUUUGGCCUCUGAGCUGAAAGUGCAGAAGCCAAUUUUACGGGACAGGUUUGCUUCUAAGAAGCCGGGGGUCGAUCCUCUCCUUGCUCAAGCAGUUUUGGCCCCUCCAAAACCAGGGAAGAGCAUGGUAUCUGGAAAAUUCAAAGAUGAAUAUCGAAAGAAAGGUAUCCCAUCUGAAGGACCUCCCCGAAGAUGUAUGGUUGAUGAUGGCAGAAAGAUCUACGAUGAGGAUACAGACGAGCUAGAUAUUUCCAUCCCUGGUGCUACUGCUGCUCGGAAAGGUAGGAAGUGGACGAAAGCAAGGAGAAAGGCAGCUAGGCUCCAGGCAGCUAGAGAUGCUGCACCUGUCAGGAUGGAGAUAAUGGAAGUUAACAAAGAUGGAAUGCUUACAGAAGAGUUGGCAUGCAACUUGGCCGUUAGUGAAGGUGAAAUUCUUGGAUAUUUGUACUUGAAAGGCAUCAAGCCUGAUGGGGUGCAGAAGCUGAGCAAUGAUAUGGUGAAGAUGAUUUGCAAUGAGUAUGGGGUGGAAGUCAUUGAUUCUGACCCGACCAAGGUUGAAGAAAUGGCGAAAAAGAGGGAAGUUCUUGAUGUAGGUGACUUGGAUCAAUUGGAAGAUAGACCUCCUGUCUUGACUAUAAUGGGCCAUGUUGAUCACGGAAAGACAACGUUGUUGGAUUAUAUCCGAAAGAGUAAGGUAGCUGCAGGUGAAGCUGGUGGUAUUACACAAGGAAUCGGAGCUUAUAAAGUCCAAUUACCAGUCGAUGGGAAAACACAAACAUGUGUUUUCCUUGAUACACCUGGGCAUGAGGCAUUUGGUGCGAUGAGAGCUCGUGGCGCCAGAGUAACAGACAUUGCUGUCAUUGUAGUUGCAGCCGAUGACAGCAUCCAGCCUCAAACAAAUGAAGCUAUUGCUCAUGCCCGAGCAGCAGGGGUGCCCAUUAUUGUAGCUAUAAAUAAGAUCGAUAAGGAUGGGGCUAAUCCAGACCGAGUUUUGCAAGAUCUUUCUUCAAUUGGACUGAUGCCUGAGGACUGGGGCGGAGAUAUCCCAACGGUUAAGGUAAGUGCGCUGAGAGGUGAUAAUGUUGAUGAGUUGCUGGAAACCAUCAUGCUCGUUGCUGAGUUACAAGAACUCAAGGCCAAUCCACAUAGGAAUGCUAAAGGAACUGUGAUUGAAGCUGGCCUUGAUAAAGCCAAAGGACCUGUGGCUACAUUCAUUGUGCAAAAUGGAACCCUCAAGAAAGGAGAUAUAGUAAUUUGCGGGGAAGCCUUUGGAAAGGUGAGGGCUCUGUUUGAUGAUAACGGAAAACGGGUUGAUGAUGCUGGCCCCUCUAUACCUGUGCAGGUGCUUGGAUUGAAUGGUGUUCCAUUAGCGGGUGAUGCGUUUGAAGUUGUUGGCUCCAUUGCUGCAGCUCGAGAAAAGGCUGAGGAACGUGCAGAGUAUUUGAGAAAUGAGCAUAUAACAGAAAAAGCAGGGGACGGGAAAGUCACACUGGCUUCUUUUGCCUCGGCUGUAUCAGCCAGAAAGAACGGUGGAUUAGAUUUGCAUCAAUUAAAUAUCAUACUGAAGGUUGAUGUUCAGGGAUCAAUUGAGGCGGUGAGACAAGGUCUGCAGGUGCUUCCACAGGAUAAUGUCACACUAAAGUUUAUUCUGCAAGGGACUGGAGACGUGAGUACCGGCGACAUUGACCUUGCAGGGGCAAGUAAAGCAGUUAUUUUUGGCUUCAAUGUCCGGAUACCCGCUUCAGUCAAGAGCCAUGCAGAUAACAAACAGGUUGAAGUUCGGUUGUAUAAAGUUAUAUACGAACUAAUUGACGAUGUGCGGAAUGCAAUGGAGGUACUCUUGGAUCCAGUUGAGGAAAGACUGCAAAUAGGUUUGGCGGAGGUACGGGCUGUGUUUGGCAGCGGCAGCGGCCGUGUGGCUGGAUGCAUUGUGACAGAGGGAAAAUUAGUGAAAGAUUGCGGGAUUCGGGUACUAAGAAGAGGAAAAGAAGUUCAUGUUGGUGUCCUUGGCUCUUUGCGACGAGUCAAAGAGAUAGUUAAAGAGGUAAAUGCUGGACUGGAAUGUGGUAUUGGAGUCGAGGGGUUCAAUGAUUGGCUCGAGGGAGACAUUUUGGAGGCAUUCGACACGGUGCAAAAGAGAAGAACGCUCGAAGAGGCAUCUGCCACAAUGUCGGCUGCGCUCAAAGAAGCCGGGAUACAAUUGUAGAGGGAGACAAAGGCGUCUAUCAUCAACUCACGCCCGUUGUGGCGAGGAGGUAUGUCAAGAGCUCGACAUUCAUGGAUGCAUACAUACAUAUUUAUCUGUCCAUCUAGAGGUGAUCUUUUGUAGCAGUUCUUUCAUGUUUUUUGAAAAUAGAUUGAGGUUUAUACAAAAUGGUUUUUUUAGUGAUAUAA
Molecule: messenger RNA, 3509 nt
Organism: Andrographis paniculata
Lineage: Eukaryota; Viridiplantae; Streptophyta; Magnoliopsida; Lamiales; Acanthaceae
Product: translation initiation factor IF-2, chloroplastic-like
Exons: 13
Coding region: 385-3321 (978 amino acids)
Biological process (GO): translational initiation
Molecular function (GO): GTPase activity; GTP binding; translation initiation factor activity
Source: RefSeq, a predicted model, not a curated record